AUGCCACCUAUCAUUCACUGUGUCCGUCAUGCCCAGGGCUACCAUAACCUCAGCCACGCCAACCACAUCCUCUCCGACCCCCUCCUGACGCCGCACGGCGAAUCGCAAUGCAGAGCCCUCAGCGCGGAAUUCCCGCACCACUCCCGAAUCGACCUUGUCGUUGCCUCCCCUCUCCGGCGCACGCUCUACACCGCGCUGUUAUCGUUUGAGGACCAAAUCAAGAGCAAAGGAUUGAAGAUUGUCGCGCUGCCGGAGAUCCAGGAGACGAGCGACGUGCCAUGUGAUGUCGGCAGUGACCUGGCGGUGCUGCGCAAGGAGGUGGAGGAGAAUGGGAUGCCGGUGGAUCUGGAGCUGGUGGGGGAGGAUUGGAAUUCGAAGAAAGGAAAAUGGGCGCCGAGCGCCGAGGCAAUUGCAAAUCGUGCCAGGGAGGCGCGGCACUGGUUAAAAGCCCGGCCGGAAAAGGAGAUCGUGGUUGUGUCGCAUGGGGGAUUUCUACAUUAUUUCACGGAAGAUUGGCAAGAUAGCACACUAUACCAAGGCACCGGAUGGCGCAAUACCGAAUAUCGCACCUUCACCUUCACCAGCUCUGCUGACCGGGAUGAUCUUUACGGCCGCCCCGUCGACGGCGACAACGCCAGCCUCGUGGAAACGUGCGAGUCACGCACGCGUCGAGGGAUAGCAGCCGAAGCGCCCUCCCGGGAUCUGCAGAAGGAAUUCUUCGUGCAGGCCAUGACGGGCUGGGAGAAUCAACUUUUGGAAUUUGCAAGGCAGGAGGCGGCGAAAAAAGGGGUAGCCGCCGUUGAUACUAGCAUUGAAGGGAAGGCCGGAGAGAAGGUUGUUGCAGUCGAAGCGGGCGAGGAUGCGAGGGUCAUUGCAUAG
Molecule: messenger RNA, 879 nt
Organism: Histoplasma capsulatum G186AR
Lineage: Eukaryota; Fungi; Ascomycota; Eurotiomycetes; Onygenales; Ajellomycetaceae
Product: phosphoglycerate mutase
Exons: 4
Coding region: 1-879 (292 amino acids)
Cellular component (GO): cytoplasm
Molecular function (GO): phosphatase activity
Source: RefSeq, a predicted model, not a curated record